AUGUUCAUCAAUAUCACUACCCCCUCUGACACUCAGAAGGGUCCUCUGCGAAGAGCUAUUCGAUCACAGGCUGCACUGAGCAGUGCUACUUGUCGAAAGAAUACCAUUGCCGCCAAAACCAGCUCUAAUUCGAAUUCUCCCGAGGAUCAAACACCUCCAAGAGUGCGUAGGAGAAGCAAAGCAAAAGCUAUCAAAGACAGUUUGGAAGCACCCAGCAGCUCUUCGGUUUCCGUAUCUUCCGAACGCAACUCUUCGAGUCCUACCUCCCUCAGCCCAGUACAACAGGAUCAGGUUAUCACACCCCAACUUGGCCAAUGGAUCAUCCAAUACGACUCAUCAUUGACAUUUCCCUAUCCCGAUGCCUGGCAUACAAAGAUCCCACAAUUGGACCCCAUCUAUAUAUCCGACCGGCCAAUCCUUCGCCAGGAAUUGUGGCCUGAAACGAUGUCGCACCGCGCCCUCUUCUUCACCAACUUGCUGCUUGCAUCAUCUCACCCAUCGUUCUCGCGCGAACGAACACAAGAGAUUACAGCAUGGUUUCGUCUCGAAGCAAUGCGUAGCCUCCAGAUUGGACUGGAUUCGAUCACGGGCUUGAACACCAGUGACCAACUAAUUGCAACGGUGUGUUUGCUCUGCGCCUGGGAGUUCCAGUUUGGUGAUGAGGUCUCGGCAAUGGCACAUAUGGCAGGAUUAAAAACAAUGGUGAAUUUGCGUGGAGGGUUCCAUGAUGCCUCUCUGCCACCCAUUGUUCGUCGCCUCGUCUCCUUCGUCACUUACGAUCAGCUUUGGUACUCUGGAAUGGAGCCUGUGUUUGUACCGCAAGGACUCAUGCGGCAAUCUAUAGAUAGCGUGAGCAGUUUGGAUCUGCCAACAGGCUUUGCCUCCCUUGCGCAGUCCCAUCGGAUGUCUCCAAUCGCGCCUUCAACCUUGGGUCUCAUCUCGGAGAUCAAUCUUGUUAUGAAAAGACCUCGGCACCGUAAAUUUGCUUUACUCGACGUUCAAGCACGUUUGACCGAUUACAACUUUUUGGAGAAUCUGACGAGCAAUUUCUCGCCGAUCCAGACAUCCAUGGACGACACAAUUUCAGUUCAAGCCGAGAUGCAUAUCAAACUUGCGCUGUUGUCGCUUGUCACUCACCUGCAGGGUACCGGCUCUGAGGAGUACUGGGAGAUGAGCGAGUCCUUGUUUCCAGAGGUGCUCAUCAAUACCGUUUACGCGGAGAUUGGACUAUGGGCUCUCUUUUUGAUAUGCAGCACAGCUCAGAUACCACCUCCUAGGCUUCUUGACGGUUUGGAGAAGCUGCUCUCGAGCCUUUUGUUGGUUGAUUGGUCGCUGGUCGACCUUACUUUACGCCAAUAUCUAUAUCCCUUAAACAGCCUAGACGUCGCCUCGAGAGCAUUAUGGGGCCAAAUCACGCCGAACAGAACGACCAUAUUCGAGCAAAACAAUCUUUCAAGGUUUCAUGUCGCUGCAUACACACGCAACGAAGAGCCAAUUGUCUGA
This is a messenger RNA of Aureobasidium musti, 1503 nucleotides long. NCBI's taxonomy places the organism in Eukaryota, Fungi, Ascomycota, Dothideomycetes, Dothideales, Saccotheciaceae. The record is from the annotation of a GenBank genome assembly.